CAUUGAUUUCACUGAUUAGAUCGGCAAAGCAGAGCGUCAUCACACAAGCCUUCUUUGCAAAACUUUAAAGCCUUUGAAAAAAUCAAGCCAUCAUCACAUCGAUUAAAAAUUUAAAUAAUUUAAUAAUUUAUUAAAAAAAAAAAAUGUCCUUGCUCAACACCCAAAAAGUCCUCGCUCAAGCUAUCAGCUGUAUGGCUUGGAAUGGUGAUAAAUCAAGAGUUGCUGUCUCGCCAGGAAACAGUGAAAUUCACAUCUAUAAGACUAAUGGUAGUGAAGAUUUCGAAAAGUGGGAAAGAGAACAUACAUUGACUGAUCAUGACCACUAUGUAACUGGUAUUGAUUGGGCACCAAAAUCUAACAAGAUUUUAUCUUGUGCUCAAGAUCGUAAUGCCUACGUAUGGGAAUAUAAUGAAAAGGAAAAGAAAUGGAAUCCAACACUUGUUUUACUUCGUCUUACUAAAGCAGCUACUUGUUGUAAGUGGUCUCCAAACGAAGAAAAGUUUGCUGUUGGUAGUGCUUCCAAGAUGAUUGCUGUUUGUUUCUAUGAAGCUGAAAACAAGUGGUACAUUUCAAAGAUGAUUAAGAAACACAAAUCAACCAUCAAAUCUGUUGCUUGGCAUCCAACUAUUAACACAUUAGCUACUGGUAGUAGUGACAUGAAAGCUCGUACUUUUAAUACAUACCUCAAGGAAGUGGACGGUAAGAGAAGUGCCGAUAACAAGUUAAAGUUUGGUGAUGUCUUUGUUGAAUAUACAUCAAAGGGAUGGGUUCACUCUGUUCAAUUCUCACCAAAUGGUAAAUGGUUAGCUUUCAUUGGACACGAUUCUACUGUUCAAUUUGUUGAUUAUGCUUCACAAGAUCAAUCUGUUGCUGAUGCUCAACCAAUUGAAUCUCAAGUUGUUCGUCAUGAAAAGUUACCAUUCUAUUGUGGUUUGUUCCUUUCCGACAAGGUCUUUGUUGCUGCUGGUUAUGAUUUUGCUCCAUAUGCUUUUGCUUUGGAAGGAAACAAGUGGGUUUUGAAGGGAUCUUGUGAUGAAAUGAAGAAGACUGGUGCGGCUCAAGGUGUUGGUGUCAGAAGUGCUUUCUUAAAAUUCCAAGCUACUUCAACUGUUGGUUCUCAAAAUGCUGAAAAGAGCGAUGCUCCACAAACUCGUCACCACAAUGUUAUUAACUGUAUUGAAGCUUUCAAGGUUGAAGGUGGUAAGGUUAGCAAGUUUGUUACCGCUGGUUUGGACGGCAAAGUUUUGUUCUGGAAUGUUGCUGACAUUCAAAAGAAUCUUGGAUUCACUCUUUAAUUUAAUUUCCCAAUCUCCAUCUUGUACAAUUGUAAAAGAUAAUCUAUCUUCCCUCCUAUUAAUAAAUUAUUAGUCCUGUAUUAUUUAAAGCCAA
Messenger RNA from Naegleria gruberi, 1389 nucleotides. RefSeq lists its product as uncharacterized. The record is from RefSeq and is a predicted model, not a curated record. Gene Ontology annotation, cellular component: actin cytoskeleton; Arp2/3 protein complex. Gene Ontology annotation, molecular function: actin filament binding. The coding region runs from base 144 to 1295 and encodes 383 amino acids. The transcript has a single exon. Lineage: Eukaryota; Heterolobosea; Eutetramitea; Acrasida; Naegleriidae. Gene Ontology annotation, biological process: Arp2/3 complex-mediated actin nucleation.